AUAAAGUAAAGUACUUAUCUAAAGUAAAGUGGCUUCUUCAGUUCACGGACUGACGGACCUCAUCACAGAACAGCUUUUCUUAGCGUGGAGCUCUGUUUAGCGCCAUUAAAAUGAAUGGAAAUGCUUUUAUAUUCUGUAUUCUUCUCCUGAGCGUCACCUUGUCCAGUGCCUAUGAAGAAGGUUAUAUCAGGCUGGCUGGUGGCCAGGAAUACUCCGAGGGCCGUGUGGAGAUCUUUCACGAUGGAGUUUGGGGGACGAUUUGCGACGAUGGCUGGGACAUAAAUGACGCUCACGUAGUGUGUCGACAGCUGCGUUUCCCUGGUGCAGCUGAGGCUCCUGGAUCAGCUGCGUUUGGCGCCGGGGUCGGUAACAUUUGGAUGGACGAUUUAACCUGCGGUGGGUCGGAGAUUAACCUACUCCAGUGUACGUUUCCUGGCUGGGGGGUCCAUAACUGCGGUCACGGCGAAGAUGCCGGAGUUAGAUGUGAGAAAGGGGCGGAGCCUCAGAGCAGGGACUUCAACCACGAGUACACGUUGGACCACAAUGCGAGCCUCUCUCAGCAGCUGGGCGAGCUGUUUGACAGCAGACAGGACUGUGACGUGGACAUUGCAGUGGCGGUGGAUAACAACAUAGUGGAGACCAUCUGUGCUCACAGGGUCAUCCUGUCUCUCAAUUCAAACCUCAAGGCUUUGCAUCCAGACCUCAGCAGCCUACUCAUUAAUGUCUCUUCUGAUUGCAGCCAACAUGCCAACAUAUUUGUCAGAUACUUCUACACGAGGAAGAUUACGGUCACAUUGGCCUCCUCCCACUGCAUCCUGAAAAUGGCAUCUGACUGGGGCCUGACUGAAUAUCAUAAUGAGGCUGCAAAUCUCUUCAGACUGUUUCUCCCUGAGGAUCCCACCUUCCAAAGUCAGAACUCUCUUUAUGAGUACGCAGUUCGCAGAAGUGACGACACACUGCAGCAACUAUGUCUUCGCUACCUGGCGUGGAACUGCGAGGCACUGAUCAACUCCCCGGCCUGGACAAGCCUUCCUUUUAAUCUGGUCAAAGCACUCCUUUCUCGCUCAGACCUCGUGGUGCGUAACGAAACAGUCGUCCUGAGCGGACUGGAGAGAUGGGCAGAAGCUCGAGGAAACGCAACAAUGCGUGAGAUACUUCUAAAGCUCGUCCGCUUCCCGAUGAUACCAGCUGAGGACUUAUACAGUCUUGACAGCUCAGAGUACCACGCUAGCAAGCUGGAGGGGUUUCAGUUUAAUGCUCUUCCUGUAAAAAUGCUCCUCAGCGACCUGACAGAAACCAUCUACACACCCAGGAUUUACACUGGCAGACCGUGGAGCUUCACCUUCAGCAGUCAGGAGAUCCGAGCUUACCAGCACUCCGGGGUCUACAUCCUUCGAGGCCAGCGUGUCAGCAGCCUGACGUCUGAUUUACAAACACCGGUUCAUAACAGCGCCUAUUUCGCUUUUCACACCAUGCGCUGGAAAACCACGGCCUACGUCAGAGAGGAAGACUGCACAAAGCAAAGUGUUACUUGUGCUUCUUUACCAGCGAUCAGCUUGAAGAUUGAAGAAAAGAAUUUACCCAGUGAGAUGGAGGGCCGCAUCCGUUACAGCAACAGGCUCGUUCUUAUGUGCGCAGGAAGGCACGUGUUCCACGUGAACGAAUUUAAUGCUGUUGACAGCGACAGCCCCAUAGCUGUUCCCAGCAUCUCAGAACAAGUCUACCCGUGCCACUCAAACCUGUUCUCCUACCAGGUGGUGGUACGUCCUCAGUACUCAACAGAUUAGAUCUGACUAGAGAACUUUAGAGAAGGAGCGUGUGCGUCAGUGCAAGAACUGCACACACAUAAUGCUUUCUGCUCUCUCCUUCUUACGUGCAGCGGCUGCAGGUGGAAACCUCACACUCAAAAUUAAGGUGGCUACUGGAGCAGGUAGAAUUGGCUUCAUGCAAGUUUUCUAAACAUGAGCCAGCUUGUCCUGUAGUUGCUGUGGAAUGCAUCGCUGUGGCUUGUUUGGGCACAUGGUGUUAGUGUAAACCUGGGCAGAGAGCAGUAUCACCGCAUUUCUAUCUGAUGAUAAAUGAAAAACUAAUAAAAAAGGUCUGGUCUACUGUUAUAAUCACUCUGUGGUCUGCAGAAGAUCAUCUUUUAUUAUGCAAUGUAUGUGUAAUCAGAUUACAGUGUAAUGUACAGUGUACUGUAAUGUAUUUGAUUCACUGAAAAUAUUUACUGUCACUGCCAUGACAACAGUCCAGCAGUCUUAGCACAAUCUGUCUGUCCUAAUACAAACACAGUAGAAUGAUAGAAUAGAGACAGUUAAAACAGUUAUUAAUAAUACCUGUUAAAGUCUGCUGUAUGUAAUAGAGUGUUUAAACAUACUGCAGGCUGCCUCCUCCUAUGGUGUCAGUUUGAAAAUCCUUCAUCGCCCAGGUCUCAAGUUAUCGCAUUCACAAGACUUUCUUGAGGUGAAGGUCACUGAGAUUUGAAUUCAUCCAAGAUUUUGUGUAGAGACACCUGCGGCCCACCCGCCCAACGGUGGGGUGAUGAUGAUACCAAAGGCUGAUGGAUUGAAAAUAAAUAUUUAAGAAACAAAACAAACUCUUUUCCAAUGAAGUUACAAGUAAA
Molecule: messenger RNA, 2623 nt
Organism: Oreochromis niloticus (Nile tilapia)
Lineage: Eukaryota; Metazoa; Chordata; Actinopteri; Cichliformes; Cichlidae
Product: galectin-3-binding protein B
Exons: 6
Coding region: 111-1787 (558 amino acids)
Cellular component (GO): membrane
Molecular function (GO): protein binding
Source: RefSeq, a predicted model, not a curated record